Molecule: messenger RNA, 1574 nt
Organism: Mauremys reevesii (Reeves's turtle)
Lineage: Eukaryota; Metazoa; Chordata; Testudines; Geoemydidae
Exons: 4
Coding region: 1-1014 (337 amino acids)
Source: RefSeq, a predicted model, not a curated record
AUGUGGGGGGCGCCCCAGCCGGGGCGCAAAGGGGUCUGGAUGCCGCUUGCUGCCAGUGACCCCCCCAGCCUCCUGCUCCAGCCGUUAAUCGCGUCUGGGCAGCAAGCGCCAACUCUGAACCCCGGGGCAGGGGCGUCCCGCUGGAGCCUGGGACCCCAGCACCCGGCCACCUGCGAGCACACGACAGGGCCACGUGCGAGCACACGACGGUGCCACGUGCGAGCAGGCCACGUGCGAGCACACGACGGUGACACGUGCGGGCAGGCCAGGUGCGAGCACACGACAGGGCCACGUGCGAGCACACGACGGUGCCACGUGCGGGCAGGCCAUGUGCGAGCACACGACGGUGCCACGUGCGAGCAGGCCACGUGCGAGCACACGACGGGGCCACGUGCGAGCACACGACGGUGCCACGUGCGGGCAGGCCACGUGCGAGCACACGACGGUGCCACGUGCGGGCAGGCCACGUGCGAGCACACGACGGUGCCACGUGAAAGCACAUGCGUGCAGUGUUAUCGAAGGGGCCCGGUUCUGGUCUCGCUCCCUGUGCGAAGCUGGGGGCUGCGUGCUGGGUCUCCAUCCGUGGCCUGGUGUGGGUUUGGCGGCCUGCCCCCAGCCCGGGGGGUGGAACUACCUGUCCCAGCAGCGUCCCUCUCCCCCGGCAGGAUGGCGUGCGAGCUCUUCCUCCUCUCCUCCCUCUGGUUCCUCUUCCUCAUCUUCUGGAUGGAGACCAUCAGCCUCUGGCUCUUCCUGUGCAACUUCUACCAGGACCGAGCCUUCUACCACUGGGGGGAGCGGGUGUUGGUCUCUGACCCAGGCCACGUGCUCUACAUCUUCGCCAGCAGCGCUGGGCCGGGCCGGCCGCCGACCUGCUCCCAGCACAGCGGCUGGGGAAGACGAGCACACGGCUGGUCCCUGGCCGGCUGGAGGACGCGAGGUCAGAGGUGGGGAUCCCAGGGUAGGAGGCUCCUGCUGCCCCCACCGGGCUCAGACCCCAGCCAGGCACCGUAUUGAACCCUGGCCGGUGAGGGACCCGUGUGCGCAGCUGGCAGAGCGACGGGAGCCAGGGCAUCGGGGGCUAGGACUUGCGCCCAGCUGCUGGAGCUUGGGAGGGGCACAUGGCCCCAUCCCCUACCCCACACUUGGAGGGACAGAGGCAGCGCUGGUGCUGCAGGCCAUGGCUGGUAUCCAGAGCCAGGACGCCUGGGUUCUUCUCCCCUUUGUGAGGCCUCCAGUGCAACCGCCCCCUGCCCCGGGGCUAAUGUGGAGCUAGCUGCUGGGGGAGGCACGAAACGUAACUAGCCCCUCUGCGGGGGUGCAGGCCACUGUGCUGGGUCCUGCGCCGUUAGAGCAGCCUCGGGGCUGCUCUCAGUUCUGCUCUAGCCCCCUGGGCAAUGGGGAGCAGCAAGCGUGGGAGUGGAGCGCUCUGCCCCCUGCGCACUGGAGCCCCAGGGGCCUGGUCCCCUCCACUGAGAGGAGCCCACGGGGGCUGAGGAGGGGACACGGCCGCGCGGUGCAGCCCGGAUACCUGCACGACCCAGGGGGUCCUGUGUAAAUAAAGAGCUUCAGCAGCA